AUGAGCCUCCUCCGAGUCGCGGGUCAGCCCGUCGCGGGGCGCAAUCCCGUGUCGAGGCGUCCCUCUCGUCGUAAGCAAGUGCCCAUCUGUUCCCGCGCUUCCGCAGCCUCCGCUGUCGCCUCCGCCGUCGCCUCCGAUGAGCCCCUCGCGAAGCUGAAGGGCGUCGAGUUGAAGCGGGCCACCGACGGGCAAACCGUGGACGCCGCCUCUAUCGUGCCCUCCUCGGGGCGCGUGGUGGUGCCGUUCCUCACGCAGUUCGCUGACUUUGACUCGUGGGAGCUCGCGCAGAAGCUCGUGGACGAUAUCCCCGAGCUGGACGCCAACGGGGUCACCCUCGUCGCGGUCGGGAUCGGAUCGGUGGAGGCUGCCAAGGAGUUCAGCCGGCGCACCAACUUCCCGCUCGACCGCCUCUAUGCGGACGAGACCGCGGCCGCGUACCAAGCCCUCGACUUCGCCCCGGGCUUCGGUCGCGCGGGCGGUGAGCUCGGUUGGAUCGGGGAGAAGCUCCCCUUCGUGAACGGCUACGCGAAACUCCUGGUCAUGUGCGCCGGGAUUGGCUCGCCCGGCACCUUGGGCGCGGUCUUCGGCGGCUACAUCGGAUCCAAAUACAGGGACCCGAUCUUCCGCGAGGGUUCGAACUACGAUAACCCAACGAUUCGUAAGCUGAUGGACGCCACGCUGGGGGGCGGAUACCAAAGGCCGUUCGAGCUCGCCACGCUGCGCCUGACGAACAUGACUGAGAUUCUGUCCAACUGGGAGGACCUCGCGCCCGUGGAUGACAACCUGCUCGUGCAGCGCGGCGGGUCGCUGGUGUUCCAAGAUGGCGCGUGCGUGUUCCGUCACAACGACGCCGGCAUCCUCGGGUAC
Messenger RNA from Micromonas commoda, 867 nucleotides. RefSeq lists its product with no specific name. The transcript has a single exon. Gene Ontology annotation, molecular function: antioxidant activity. NCBI's taxonomy places the organism in Eukaryota, Viridiplantae, Chlorophyta, Mamiellophyceae, Mamiellales, Mamiellaceae. The annotation marks the transcript as partial. The record is from RefSeq and is a predicted model, not a curated record.